Molecule: messenger RNA, 1735 nt
Organism: Camellia sinensis
Lineage: Eukaryota; Viridiplantae; Streptophyta; Magnoliopsida; Ericales; Theaceae
Source: RefSeq, a predicted model, not a curated record
GAGAGAGAGGUGUAAAUCUGAAGGAGGAAAGAAAACAACACACAGCGCACAACGGUCGAGCCACCUCGUUGUCAUCGUUGCAAUCAUCGUCUUCCCCCUCGUCCUAUUUGUUUGUUUCUCGGGAAAAAAUCUUAGAACCGACCUGUCUCUCUCUUUUUCGGUAUAGAUAUACAUACACUCGCUGGUAUAUUACAGAGAAGCCGAUGAAUAAAGCUAGAAAGAAAAGGGGAAAGAAGGGUCGAAUCUGAGCAGCUGCCAAAUGCUUUUUCUUUCUCUUUCUCUCCCUUUCUGAGAAAAGAAAAGAAAAGAAAAGAAAAACAUGGCGGACGAUCUUUGUCUCCUCAUCAAGGAUACCCUGAUUAUAAAGGCUCCAAAGAAAUCUCCAUUGGUGUUGAGAAUGUUUGUCUUGGCAUUUGCAAUGGUCUGCGGUAUUUAUAUCUGCUCAAUCUGUUUAAAGCAAAUCAGUACUCGCAGCAAUGUUGGAUUCCUAAAUGUCCAAGUGAUUAAUAGGCCGUGUGAGCCACCUAAUAUAGAACCAUCAGAAAAACUUUACGCUCACUUCCCGAUGCCCAAUACUUUUAGCAGGGAUGAGUGUGCAUGCAACCCCGUGAGAUAUUUUGCCAUACUGUCGACACAGAGAUCUGGGAGUGGAUGGUUUGAGACGUUAUUAAACAGUCAUAUGAACAUAAGCUCCAAUGGAGAAAUUUUCUCAGUAAAAGUCCGGCGGAGUAAUAUCUCAACAAUCGUGGAAACUUUGGAUAAAAUAUAUAAUCUUGACUGGCUGACUAGUGCUUCCAAGAAUGAGUGCACCGGUGCAGUUGGCUUGAAGUGGAUGCUUAAUCAGGGUUUAAUGCAGAAUCAUGAAGACAUUGUAGAAUAUUUCAAUACCAAGGGUGUUUCAGCUAUUUUUCUGUUCAGAAGAAAUCUUCUACGCAGGAUGAUUUCAAUACUUGCAAACUCUUACGAUCAAAAUGCAAAGCCGCUGAAUGGAACACAUAAAUCGCACGUGCAUUCACCCCAUGAGGCUGAAAUACUUGCAAGAUACAAACCAACAAUCAAUGCAACAUUGCUGAUCCCCGAUCUGAGAAAAGUCGAGGAGAUGGCUGCCAAAGCUUUAGAAUAUUUCAAAAGCACUCGACACAUUAUCCUUUACUACGAGGACAUAAUAAAAAAUCGCACUAAACUGAAAGAAGUCCAAGAUUUUCUCAAGGUUCCGCAGAUGGAUCUAAAGAGUCGUCAAGUGAAGAUACACAAAGGUUCGUUGUCACAACAGGUUGAGAACUGGGAUGAUAUCGAGAAGGCACUCAUGGGAACGCCAUACAAGAGCUUCCUUCAUGAAGAUUACCAGAUGUAGACUGAGAGGAGAAACUGUAAAUAUCAAUUUAUUCUUUAUUUUUUUUAGGGGUAGGAGGAGCCAACAGUAGUACACCCACCCACCCUGCCGUGCCAAAAUUUCUGCCACAGCAUUUGUCCAUUACUGCUGAGUUUUGUCUGCUCUGUUCCAAUUUUUAUUUUUUUUAAAUUUUUGAGCUGAUAUAGAAAGAAAACAAUUUCACCACGCAAACUUCAUUUAUUAUUAAUUCUUUUUGUUUACCUGGAAUUUUUAGUUCACUGUUGAGUUUUAUUUUUGUUGUUGUUGGUCGGAACAAUUUGAGAAUAGUGAUAUCGUCAGUGUGUUGUAAAAUUGGAUUUUGCAAACCAUGAGCAGAUUUAUACAUUGGAUAGAUGGGCUUGA